CUGCUGACGUCCUCGCUUAUUGCAUGUUUCAUUUUUGACAGGUUUUGCACCAGUCUCUUACUCUACAUUGUCGCUACUGCACCACCAAUAUGGUUGCUAGAAACGAAAAUGUGUGAAUGGAGACGAGAAUUCGAGUUGCAUGGAGAAAGUAAAAUUCGUAUUGGAUCCUACACCAUCAUUAUGCGAGCCGGUGACGAACGAAAAUGGCUGCUGACGUCCUCGCUUAUUGCAUGUUUCAUUUUUGACAGGUUUUGCACCAGUCUCUUACUCUACAUUGUCGCUACUGCACCACCAAUAUGGUUGCUAGAAACGAAAAUGUGUGAAUGGAGACGAGAAUUCGAGUUGCAUGGAGAAACGCGUAUUCAACAAAAAAAGCCUUUAGGAGGUGCAGAAGAGGAGCUACGCCUACAACUUCUUGAACAACUUCUUCUAGUGGUGCUUAUCGUGGGAAGAUGGCUUUUGCCUAAAGGAGAUAUUAGUCGUGAACAACUGUCACAAAUUCUACUAGCUUAUUUGGCGAUAUCCUCCGAUAUUGUCGAGUUUUUUGACGUUUUCAAAGAAAAAGCAGUUUAUAAUAACGUUGGUGUACAACAGAUUGUACUGGCUGCUUGGACGCUCAGUCUCUUACAAUUCCCUUUCGUACUCACUGUUAGCCGAGCUCGAAAAAUGCGAGUUGCUAUAACAAAAACUUACGAAGAACUGAUACUACCAAGGACUCCACCUAAUUUUUGGGAG
Molecule: messenger RNA, 735 nt
Organism: Strongylus vulgaris
Lineage: Eukaryota; Metazoa; Nematoda; Chromadorea; Rhabditida; Strongylidae
Source: the annotation of a GenBank genome assembly